AUGUGCACAAAUUGUAAUGAUAUUGCGCUAUCAUUCAAUAAUCCAGCAGCAUUUCCACCAAAUUGCGAAGGAAAAUUUGUUGAAGCUAAUGUUUGUCAAGUAGUUUUUCGUAUGAAUUAUUUAACAAAAGAAAUUCAUCUGAAUUUUACCGGUGGAGAUGAUCAGAUUGGGAAUUACCAUCUAGAUCUAUCAGUUCAAAAUAAAUUUGAUGAACCAACGAUUAUGAAUGCCAACAUCACAUAUAUUUGUAAGACCGUCGCUGACUGUGCAAAAGUAUUCUAUAAGUCAACUAUACAAACACUAAUUCAAAAUGAACCGAUAAUAAACAAAAUACGAGCUGAACUAUUCGAUCCAAUGGUAACCAAUGUACAACAGUGUUCGAAUAAUCAAGAUCAACCCAUAACAUGUCAAAAUGGCUAUGGAUGUCAUGGAUAUGAAAUUAUCGAAAAUGGCAAGGCUGACUUUGAAGGAGAAUGUAGAAAUGCCAGUACGGUGACAAUAUUUCCUCGUCUAUAUUUUAGCAUUACACUUGUACAAGGUGAUCCACCUCUUUCAUCAGACUGGAAUCAUCUUGGUUUUACUUGCAAUAAACAAAAUUUGUGUAAUAGUCGACAACAAAUCAAGAAAAUGGUGGCACUAGCAAAUGAUUUCUAUCCAUGGGAACUUAUUGGUGUGAAUUCAAGCACAACAAGUUUUAUGACUUAUAAUUACCUCCUUGUUUUUCUCCUGAUGCUAACCAUUUACAUUUUUUCUGAUUAA
Messenger RNA from Rotaria sordida, 759 nucleotides. The record is from the annotation of a GenBank genome assembly. Lineage: Eukaryota; Metazoa; Rotifera; Eurotatoria; Philodinida; Philodinidae.